Molecule: messenger RNA, 1433 nt
Organism: Cervus elaphus (red deer)
Lineage: Eukaryota; Metazoa; Chordata; Mammalia; Artiodactyla; Cervidae
Gene: CDK4
Product: cyclin dependent kinase 4
Exons: 8
Coding region: 223-1134 (303 amino acids)
Biological process (GO): protein phosphorylation; regulation of gene expression; signal transduction
Cellular component (GO): nucleus; cyclin-dependent protein kinase holoenzyme complex; cytoplasm
Molecular function (GO): cyclin-dependent protein serine/threonine kinase activity; cyclin binding; ATP binding
Source: RefSeq, a predicted model, not a curated record
CUCCGAUUUCCGCGCGCCUCUUUGGCAGCUGGUCACAUGGUGAGGGUGGGGGUAAAGGGGGCCGCUCUAGCCUGCGGCCUGUGUCUAUGGUCGGGCCCGUAGCGUCCAGCUGCCCAGGACAGACCUCGAGUGUAUGGCGCUGCAGGAACCGGCUCCGGGGUCCGGAUAACGGGCCGACCCCGCAGCUCCUGACACGGGGCGAGGCUCUCUUCUGGUCUGAGAAUGGCUACCUCCCGAUAUGAGCCAGUGGCUGAAAUUGGUGUCGGUGCCUAUGGGACAGUGUACAAGGCCCGUGACCCCCACAGUGGCCACUUUGUGGCCCUCAAGAGUGUAAGAGUCCCCAAUGGAGGAGGUGCUGGAGGGGGCCUGCCCAUCAGCACCGUUCGGGAGGUGGCCUUACUGCGGCGUCUGGAGGCUUUUGAGCAUCCCAAUGUUGUCAGGCUCAUGGAUGUCUGUGCCACAGCCCGGACUGACCGGGAGACCAAAGUGACCCUGGUGUUUGAGCAUGUGGACCAAGACCUCAGGACGUAUCUGGAUAAGGCACCCCCACCAGGCUUGCCAGUGGAGACCAUAAAGGAUCUGAUGCGUCAGUUUCUAAGAGGCCUGGAUUUCCUUCAUGCCAACUGCAUUGUUCACCGAGACCUGAAGCCAGAGAACAUUCUGGUGACAAGUGGUGGGACAGUCAAGCUGGCUGACUUUGGCCUGGCCAGAAUCUACAGCUACCAGAUGGCCCUUACCCCUGUGGUUGUUACACUCUGGUAUCGCGCUCCGGAAGUUCUGUUGCAGUCUACAUAUGCAACACCCGUGGACAUGUGGAGCGUUGGCUGUAUCUUCGCAGAGAUGUUUCGUCGAAAGCCUCUGUUCUGUGGAAACUCUGAAGCUGACCAGUUAGGCAAAAUCUUUGACCUGAUCGGACUGCCCCCAGAGGAUGACUGGCCCCGAGAUGUGUCUCUACCCAGAGGAGCCUUUUCCCCCAGAGGGCCCCGGCCAGUGCAGUCGGUGGUCCCUGAGCUGGAGGAAUCUGGAGCACAGCUGCUGCUGGAGAUGCUGAGUUUUAACCCACACAAGCGAAUCUCUGCCUUCCGAGCGCUGCAGCACCCUUAUCUACACAAGGCAGAAGGUGACGCAGAGUGAGCAACGGAAUGGCUGGAACAGAACCAAGGCGAGAGACCACCAAAUUUCCCUUCCUUUGAACACUUGAGUGGAGAGCCCCACCACUGAGAAGGCAACCUCUGCCUUCACCUCUGAAGCUGUGGCGACUCCUCCUCCAACUUUUUACAGACAAUAUUUUACUGCCUUAACGACAUUCCCCUCCCACCCUUUUGAGGCUUAUCCUUAUCCUGUGUCCCUACACCAAGGGGUAUGUCCCUUGUUCUCUCCUUCUUUAUACCUUUAUAUUGGGAUCCUUUUUUAUACAGGACAAACAAAACAAA